Mya arenaria is the source of this 423-nucleotide messenger RNA. RefSeq names its product murinoglobulin-1-like. The coding region runs from base 70 to 423 and encodes 117 amino acids. The transcript has 5 exons. NCBI's taxonomy places the organism in Eukaryota, Metazoa, Mollusca, Bivalvia, Myida, Myidae. Gene Ontology annotation, molecular function: endopeptidase inhibitor activity. The record is from RefSeq and is a predicted model, not a curated record.
AAGUACAAACCUUUUUUAAAUAAAUAAGUGACAUCAUUUUGUAUUUUUACUGUUUUAGUUGCUCCCUGGAUGAUCGGUACUACAACAGCUCCUCCACAAGUCUCUCUCUCUUCACUGCUUCGAAGUAAAUUUCCAGAAACAUGGCUAUGGGAGAAGAUCACGGUCGGGUCCUCGGGCGAAACAAGCGUUACCAAAACAGUUCCGGACACUAUGACGUCAUGGAUAUCUUCUGCUUUCGCAAUGAGUUCAAAUGAUGGUUUCGGCAUGGCUGACAAUAUACCGAAGAUCAUAGUAAGGAAGGACUUCUUCAUUACUUUGGAUGCACCAACAAGCAUUAUCCUUGGGGAAGAGUUUCUCCUUCAAGUAACAGCGUUUUCCUAUUUACCUGGCAGGCAGACGGAUCUAGAUGUUUUUCACUACUGA